AUCGUUUAAAAUUAGGCUUCCACAUCUAAAGGUAAUAGAAGCAUGGGCCACCGAAUGGUUUGGCUCCUCCUUGCAUUCGCAUUCCUGUAUGUGGGAUUUGCCUGGGAUCAAGAGGCGAAGUGUGAUAAGAAGCCGACGGUGACGGGAACGUGUAAGGACUACAAAAUCAAGUGGUUCUACUCCAAAAGCCUCAAGGAGUGCAUUAUGUUUCACUGGGGCGGUUGCGACCCAACGGAGAAUAUGUUCGAUUCCGGAAGCGAUUGUGAAACUCAGUGCAUGGGCUUAGGUGAGGUAAAGUACGACCCUAAAUCGUAGUUACGACCUCUGCGCUGCCAAAGUUAUCAAAACCAACGACAAAUUCGAUGGAAAUCUAAAAUGAAUUUAAAUUCAGAGUACGUA
Drosophila ficusphila is the source of this 399-nucleotide messenger RNA. Its product is annotated as kunitz-type serine protease inhibitor BmKTT-2-like. Gene Ontology annotation, molecular function: serine-type endopeptidase inhibitor activity. The record is from RefSeq and is a predicted model, not a curated record. The transcript is spliced from 2 exons. Bases 43 to 315 code for a protein of 90 amino acids. NCBI's taxonomy places the organism in Eukaryota, Metazoa, Arthropoda, Insecta, Diptera, Drosophilidae.